AGAUUGAUGUUUAAUCGAACGGGGCUUGCACCUGCACCGAAUGUGCCGAAUCCUCGCAAUGCUGGGCGAAAAAAGAGCAACCCGGUAUGGGAGUUCUUCACAGAUUUGAGAGGUCAUGGCCUUGCUGGGGUGCGAUGUCGAUUCUGUCACUGGGUAACAAACGAUCGCAGUCCCACUACGAUGAAAUUUCACUUGAAGCGAAAGCAUGAUACAGGCCCUGGCGGAUUAUGGGCAAUCUGUGAGGAAAAAAUCAACUCGCAAGCACCUGCAAAUUAUGCCCCUCGAUCACGAAAGUCAGAAGAUGCGUUGUUGAAAGCGCUGACAAACCAACGACAUCAAAUGCAAACAUUCAAUCCUUUUGGCACCGCUGAUGUAAAACUCGGACUAUCGGCUCAAGAUGACUUCUUGACAUCACUCAUCCAACAAGCCACUAGCAUGUCAGCGUCUUCAGGAGAACAGGAGACGAUAGGCUCACAAGAAAACGAUGGUUUCUCCUUUUCGGAAUCUUUAUUUUUGACAAAGCUCAAUGAGGGUCUCAAGGAAGAAGAUGGUUCUUCAUCGUCUACAAGUGGUCUCAUAUGUCCUACUGGAAGUGACUUCCAACUGAGCGAUGGUGCCAGCAUUGCUGCACUUUUGCAGAUUGCCACAGAUUCUGACCUGACAUUCACCUUCAAUUCACGGCGUUGCGGUGAAUAUUGUUUUGAGUCGAACAGAAAAAAUGUGAGUGGACGAAUGGUUGUUUUUGGCGAUGCUGGAACAGAAAUUCGAGUUGCACAGAAAAUAGGAGAUGAAGAAGUGAAUGUGGAGACUUGGAGAAAAAGUGACUGGCCCCAGUUUUGCUGGGCAGUCCGAGGUGCCUGCGUGCAUUUCCUCAAAAUCUAG
Cylicocyclus nassatus is the source of this 882-nucleotide messenger RNA. NCBI's taxonomy places the organism in Eukaryota, Metazoa, Nematoda, Chromadorea, Rhabditida, Strongylidae. The record is from the annotation of a GenBank genome assembly.